GCUGAAGGUCAGUGGAUGCUACUCUCUUUAUGGGCGUCUAUGGACGGGAAUUUGUAAGAGCGUUGAAGAUGGAGACAGGCCUGAGGGAGGAGGACCUCUCAGAGGAGCGAUGGAGGCAGUUGGAAGAUAUCGCUGAGACUGGUGUGGAGUCAGUGAUGAGGAAAUUGGGGGAGAGAUCGGGAGGGGAGUUGGCGGCUAUGAUCAACCAGCUUAUGACCGGUGGAGCUACGAUCAUCUCGGCCCAGGAGAUCAACGCUACCAACUCGAGACCAUUGCCGGCGGCUUCGAUGCCGUCUACAGGCUUACUGCCCUUCCCGAAGGAGGUCGAUACGACAACCAUGGGAGGCCGACUGGCGGCACCGGAGCGCCUAAAGACCGGGCCGAAACGCCCGGCGGAAGGCGCGUCUCUUUUGGCUACUCCUAGGGCAGUUGACCAAGUGGGGCGGAGGGGAACGUUCGUGUCUGGAAAACGACGACGGUUACGUCUGCAGGAGUUGGCGCGGAAUAUUAGAAAUUCGUUAGAAGGCGGAUGCUUGACUACUAAGGAGGAAGAGGACGGCUUGGCUGAGGACUUUGCGAAGGACUUGGGUAUCUAG
Molecule: messenger RNA, 596 nt
Organism: Perkinsus marinus ATCC 50983
Lineage: Eukaryota; Perkinsozoa; Perkinsida; Perkinsidae
Exons: 5
Coding region: 30-596 (188 amino acids)
Source: RefSeq, a predicted model, not a curated record